Caenorhabditis angaria is the source of this 2586-nucleotide messenger RNA. The record is from the annotation of a GenBank genome assembly. NCBI's taxonomy places the organism in Eukaryota, Metazoa, Nematoda, Chromadorea, Rhabditida, Rhabditidae.
AUGUGUGGAAUUUUCGGAAUUGUUGCUGCGAAAAACUCGGAGAGUGUCGAAGAAUUGCCAAUUUUGGCAUUGAAUGGAUUAUCCGCUUUACAGCAUAGGUAACUAUUUUGUAGUUCAUCUGGACAAGUGAUGUCCGAAAUUCUAUUGUAGCGUGUAGUUUUUUGAUGUGUAAAACUUCGAUUUUGUCUGGAAUUACUCAUCGAACUUCGCUGAGAACUACACUUUUUCGUGAAAUAUGUGGGAAAAUCUCUAAUUUUUAAUAUUCAUUGUCAUUUCCAUAAUCUCUAGACUUAUUUUGAGAUUAAAAAUUUGAAAAGUUCAAAUCACAUCAUUUUGCUUUCAUGAAAUUUGGAAAUUCUUAUUUCCGAUUGUGCAAAAUAAUUAAUGAAGUGAGAAAAUAUAGCAUUAUUACUAUUAUACGACAUUUUUAGAGGAACUGAAUCUGCUGGUUUGGUUGGAUCUGAUGGAAUAACAAAAAAUCAAGUGGAGAUUAUUAAAGGACAGGGACUUGUUAGAGAUGUUUUCACUGAAGAUUCUAUUUAUAAAAUGAAAGAUAAUCGUCUUUUGAUUGGACAUAACAGAUAUUCCACAGCUGGAAAGAAGAAAUCCGGUAUAAAUUGUGUUCAACCUUUUGUUGUUUAUACAGCAAGAGGAACUGUUUCAAUUGCUCAUAAUGGAGAACUUGUUGAUGCAAAAAAGAAAAGAAAAGAAGUUUUACAUGAAGGAGUUGGAUUAUCUACUGAUACAGAUUCUGAAUUAAUUGCACAAAUGGUUGCAAAAUCGAUUGCUUUGAAUGUGAAAUGUCAUACUGAUGCAGAUUAUGGAGAAAUUACUAGAGUAAGAUAACCUUGAAAAAGGACUAGAACAUAGAUUUUCUAAACUUAGGAACUUGCUGCAACAAUGUCAGCACUGAAUAUGUCAUAUUCAUUAUUAGUCAUGACCUAUGAUAGAAUAUAUGCAAUUCGAGAUCCAUUUGGAAAUCGGCCACUUUGUGUGGGAACUGUUUUCGAUCGAGGUAAUCUUCAUUAUUCUAAUCUAAUUAAUUUAGUUAAAUCUAAUAUUUUUGUUCAGAAACUGGAGGGGAAAUCGCGUAUUGUGCCGCUUCAGAAUCUUGCGCUUUUCCUAUGAAUUCGAAAAUAAAUUUCGAAGUGAGACCAGGAGAAAUCGUAGAAUUAUCAGAAAAUGGAAUUCGUUCGGUUUGGCAGAUGAAACCACAAUCGCCUCUUGCAAUGUGCAUUUUUGAAUAUGUUUAUUUUGCAAGAAAUGAUUCUGAGAUUGAAGGCCAACAGGUUCAAAGUGUACGGUAAGUUUUAAAUAAGAAGCUAUAUUCAUAAUUCUAAUAUAAAUUAAUUUAAAGCGAGGAAUGCGGGCGAACUAUGGCAUUAGAAGAUACUGUUGAGGCAGAUCUAAUUGGAAAUGUUCCCGAAAGUUCAUUGAGUGCUGCAAUUGGUUAUGCAUCUCAAUCUGGAAUUCCAUUCGAGCCCGUUUUUCAUCGGAAUUCCUAUGUUGGUCGGUCUUUUAUUCAACCAAACAAUGAAAUGCGACAAAAUGCGAUAAAAAUGAAAUUUGGUAAGAAAAAGUUCUAGAUUCAGCUUACAAGUCUUGUCUAUUUUUAGGAGUCUUGAAAAAGAAAGUGAAUGAUCAACGAGUUGUUCUUGUUGAUGAUUCAAUUGUUCGAGGAAAUACUAUGAAAACUUUGGUAAAACUUUUGAGAGAAGCUGGAGCUAAAGAGGUGAGUUCAAAAAAUGAGAAAAUAAUAUCUUACCUUUCCCAAAGUUCGAAUGGAAGUUUUUCCUUCGCACUUCUGUAAUAUUAAAAAGUUUUUAUAUUGAAAAAUGAAAAUAAAUAUCAAAAGUAUACAAAAAUGGUGUCAAACCAUUGAAAAGAAUCGAUGAAAAAUAACAAUUUCGUCUAGAAACCAUUUAUUUAUUUUAUACUCGAAACAAAACAUAAACAUGCACAAAUAAAAGUGUUGUCAAACGCUUGAGAAAAAUGUGCAAACACCAUUGCGGACACAUGUGUACCGUAGGAACAAAAUCGAGCUAUUUUUGAGGUCCAUUUGCGAAUCGCAUCUCCACCUGUCAAAUUUCCAUGUUUUAUGGGAAUCAAUAUUCCAACGAGAGCCGAAUUGAUUGCCUCAAAUAAAACAAUUGAGGAAAUUUGUGAAUAUGUUGGAGCAGAUUCAGUGAGAUAUUUGUCAGUCGAAGGAUUGUUGAAUGUGAGUGGAGAAAAUGUUUGAAAGAGGGAGAAGACACCUUAUGUAAUUUGGAAAUUUCAAAUUUGCAAUAAGUUGGAAAUUUCAAAUUUGCAAUAAGUUGGAAAUUUCAAGGAAAAAGAACAGAUUUCAAUAUUCUAAGAGAACGCAACUGGAAAUUGAAUAGGAAAUAUGACUAAUAUGAAAAAUCAGCCCAUUUGGUUUCCAUGGUUUCAUUAACAUAAUAAUUUUCUCCUCCCUUUUCCCAACAAUUUAUAAAUUGCCAAUAUUUUCAGUCUGUCCAAAAAGGAAUCGAAAAAUCGACAACAUUUGCAGUUGGUCAUUGCACAGCGUGUUUGACAGGCAAUUAUCCAACGACAAUUGAAAUAUGA